Rhodamnia argentea is the source of this 2386-nucleotide messenger RNA. Its product is annotated as scarecrow-like protein 21. Gene Ontology annotation, cellular component: nucleus. The transcript has 2 exons. NCBI's taxonomy places the organism in Eukaryota, Viridiplantae, Streptophyta, Magnoliopsida, Myrtales, Myrtaceae. Bases 699 to 2267 code for a protein of 522 amino acids. The record is from RefSeq and is a predicted model, not a curated record. Gene Ontology annotation, biological process: regulation of DNA-templated transcription. Gene Ontology annotation, molecular function: DNA-binding transcription factor activity; sequence-specific DNA binding.
UUUGAACCCUAUUAAUUAAGCGGCGUUGGUGAAAAUACUGUGAAAAACCAAGGUGGGUUAGUUACGUGGGCUUGUUAUAAAACGGCCAACAUCAUUCUCAGGCAGGGGACCACCUUUGCGUCUUCUCACCUUCGGUUCUCUCGAAUCUGUUGGUGCUGCGCCUGCGGGACUUCGAAGCGAAGCAGAUGGCUCGGAUUAGAUUUCAAUAUUUGCAGAAAAGAUUUGGGUCUCCAUCAAAAUCCUGUCUUACCUUGAUUUCGUUUCGUUUCGUUUCAUCUUCACCUCUGAGCUGCCGUACUGUUCUGCAAUUGCCUUUGCUUCGCCAGUGCACUGUAAAGUUUCUGACCAUUCUGUUCUCUUUUUCUCAUUUUGGUGGAUCGUGUUAGGUGGUGGUCUUAGUUCCAUUCUCUCUUUUAGCUCAUCAUGAUCUUUUGCUUCUUCAGCUUUGGCCUGAAUUGGCUUAUUUUUAGUGUGAUGUGAAUGUUCUUGGGCGUUCUUUUGAUGUCUUCUGCUUUCAGAAAUGGCGGUCUCUCUCUCUCUCUAACUCACACACACACACACAGUUGUUCAGUUAUUGCUGCUACAGGAAAGUUUAGAGUGACGCUACCUGUUGAGCUUGAUACCAUUGGUGCCUCGAAGAUCUGCCGGUUGCUUGAAUCCUCAACUUUGUCCUUGAGCACUCGGUGAACUGGUAAUUAAUGCAAGCUUCAUAUAAGCCAGGAUCAUGGGAUGCUUCAGACAGGUUCUACAACCUGCCCGCGAAAGAGCUCGAGUCUUCUCAUUGGUCUUCGAUCACAAACUUAGACCAUCUCUCAUGCUCCGAUGAGAGCAGCCAAGGGAAUUGUACACUUGAAUCAUCCUCGGGAAGUGCACCUCAUCAUGUGAAUGAUUCCCCAUCAGCCGUGAGGUUUUCACCUGAUGAAAGUCCCACAUCGAAACGAGCAUCGGUGCCUGAUUCUUGCGCACAAGACCAUCUGAAUGACCUCGAACUAAAAGUGCGAGAACUGGAAACUGUCAUGCUAGGACCCAGCUCAGACAUGCCCCACACGGGUGAUGUCAACUUCUUGGUUGGACCUGGCCAGAUGUCUCAAGAGACUGAGACAUGGAAUGAGUUGAUGGAGAUUAUUUCCAGGAGGGACCUGAAGAAGAUUCUCUGUGCUUGUGCUAAAGCAAUCGAAGACAACGACACCUUUAGAUUUGAGUGGUUGGUGUCAGAGUUACGCCCGAUGGUGUCAGUUUCUGGUGACCCGAUUCAGCGAUUAUCAGCUUACAUGUUGGAAGGGCUCAUAGCAAGAUUGGCGGGUUCUGGAAGCUCUAUCUACAAAGCUUUAAAGUGCAAAGAGCCUGCUAGUGCCGAGCUCCUAUCGUACAUGCACAUUCUCUAUGAAAUAUGCCCUUACUUCAAGUUUGGGUACGUGUCGGCGAACGGAGCAAUCGCAGAAGCCAUGAAGGAUGAAAACAUUAUCCACAUAAUCGAUUUUCAGAUUGCUCAGGGAAGCCAGUGGAUCACCCUGAUCCAGGCUCUGGCGGCACGGCCCGGUGGGCCACCCUGUAUCCGAAUAACUGGGAUUGACGAUUCAGGAUCUGCUUAUGCCCGUGGAGGAGGCCUGGAAAUCGUCGGCCAGAGGUUGUCUAGGCUUGCUAAAGCGUGCAGGGUGCCAUUUCAGUUCUAUGCUUGUGGAGUUCCCGCUUCGGACGUUGAAAUUGGACACCUGCCCAUUCAAGCCGGCGAGGCUAUAGCUGUAAAUUUCCCCCUCAUGUUGCAUCACAUACCGGAUGAGAGCGUCUGUUCACAGAAUCACCGUGAUAGGCUUAUAAGGAUGGCUAAGAGCUUGUCCCCGAAAGUCGUGACUCUUGUUGAGCAAGAAUCUAACACCAACACUGCCCCGUUCUUCUCGCGUUUCCUUGAGACACUUAACUACUAUUUGGCAAUAUUCGAAUCAAUCGACAUGGCUCUGCCAAGGGAGCAAAAGGAGCGGGUCAAUGUCGAGCAGCAUUGUCUUGCUCGGGAUAUUGUCAACCUGAUUGCAUGCGAGGGGCUAGAGAGAGUUGAGCGUCAUGAGUUACUUGGAAAGUGGAGAUUGAGGUUCGUCAUGGCUGGUUUUAGUCCUUACCCUUUAAGCUCCUUUGUGAAUGCUACCAUCAGGAGUUUGCUGUCGAGUUACUGCGAUAAGUAUACACUAGAGGAGAGAGACGGGGCUCUGUACCUUGGCUGGAUGAACCGACAUCUUGUCGCUUCUUGUGCGUGGGAGGUGACCGACAUUUAAAUACUCGAGUUUUUCAUAUUUCUUCAGUAAUUUUCCAUUCUGCCUGUACUUCUACAGAUUAGCUAUAGAUACAUCAUGUAUAAGAAAUAAAUCAGGCUUGUUCUCGUUCCGCUUUUUAA